AUGGCGCACGAUAACCCAUCCAUCGCGCUCAGCCCUAAUGCUCCCGUGUUCUCUCCAAGCUCUGGUCCCUCACAGCAGGCCUUUAAUCAACAUCAAUUGGUUUUUCAGAUGGUUCCGCAACCGUAUAUAUAUAGAGGCACAUGGUACUAUACUGUCCCGCCGCAGAUACUACCGCGACCACCAUCUCUACAACAAUCAUCUCAACAACCACCAUCUCAGCCACCUCUAUCACAACCACUGCCAUCACAUCCUCUACCACCGCAGCCACCAUCGCAAGCCUAUAAUGGUCACAGUAGUAGCAGUAGCAGCAGCAGCAAUCACGGCAACGGUAGCGGUAGCGGUUAUAAUAGCAACAGUUACAGCAACAGCUACAACAGCCCCAGCCAAACCGCCUCCACCACUCCUCAUAAGAACCUUUACUCCCCCUUCCCCAAUGCCAACGCUGCUACCCCCUUUCCCAAUGCUCAAACCAUUGCCCUCUCCUCCAAUGACUACCACUACCUCCACUUCAACAACAACUAUAACUACAUGAACAGCCAUUACAACAACAAUUUUCCCGCGUCUAACCGGUAUCCCGCCAACUCCUCAAACCCAAGCCCCUUCCCCGCCUUCUGCAAUCAGAUAAACCAAGUCGAGGGCAUUCAAAACGGCUUUCGCGACCAAUUCAAUGCCACCAAUGGACAUGGCGGUAUCUGGGGGCUACAACAGAAGGGCAAGGGCAAAAAGAGCAAGAGAAAUAAGAGGAAGAAGCAUGGCAAGGGCAAGGGCAAGAAUAAGGAUGAAGUGGAUGGGGAUGAGCUUGACGGCGACAAGAUCAAUGGAGAUGGCGCCGCUGGAAAUGAUGCCAAUGGAGAUGACGCAAACGGUGGUGAGGGCAAUGGCGGCUCGGCCAAUGGUGAUGGUACUCGUGACGGUGAUACGCCUAACGAAUAUGAAUGGAAAUUUUGA
Bipolaris zeicola 26-R-13 is the source of this 948-nucleotide messenger RNA. RefSeq lists its product as uncharacterized. NCBI's taxonomy places the organism in Eukaryota, Fungi, Ascomycota, Dothideomycetes, Pleosporales, Pleosporaceae. The coding region runs from base 1 to 948 and encodes 315 amino acids. The record is from RefSeq and is a predicted model, not a curated record. The transcript has a single exon.